CGCACGUUAAGGGGCAGUGGGUUUUGAAUUAUAAAAAACUGUGCCGGGAGAGUAAGACAGAGUUCGUCGGAACUAUAAAAGCAGUACUAGGGUUUUCCAUUUCCUUCUUGACACCCUAUUUGUCUUCGACCUCCAGAGAGGGAGAGAGGGAGAGAGAGAUGGGGAGACCGAGGUGCUAUCUGGAUAUAAGCAUAGGAGGAGAGCUUGAAGGGAGGAUAGUGGUGGAGCUUUACAACGAUGUGGUGCCAAAAACAGCUGAGAAUUUCAGAGCUCUCUGUACGGGCGAAAAGGGCAUUGGCCCCAACACUGGCGUACCCCUCCAUUACAAGGGUAGCCGUUUUCAUCGUGUUAUUAAAGGCUUUAUGGCACAAGGAGGAGACAUAUCAGCUGGAGAUGGUACAGGGGGAGAAUCCAUUUAUGGAUUGAAAUUUGAAGAUGAGAAUUUUGAAUUAAAACAUGAAAGGAAAGGAAUGUUGUCGAUGGCCAAUGCUGGCCCUAACACAAAUGGGUCUCAGUUCUUUAUCACAACUACUCGCACUACUCAUCUAAAUGGAAAGCAUGUUGUCUUUGGGAAAGUAGUUAAGGGCAUGGGAGUAGUUCGCUCAAUGGAGCAUGUGGCUAUUGGUGAUAAUGAUUGUCCGACCCAUGAUGUUAUAAUUGCAGACUGUGGAGAAAUUCCUGAGGGAGCUGAUGAUGGGACAAUUAACUUUUUCAAGGAUGGUGAUACCUAUCCUGAUUGGCCAACUGAGCUUGAAAAGAAUCCAGAGGAGCUUUCUUGGUGGAUGAGUGCUGUAGAUUCUAUUAAGUCUUUUGGCAACGAAUAUUUCAAGAAGCAGGACUACAAGAUGGCUCUUAGAAAGUAUAAGAAGGCUUUAAGCUAUUUAGAUGUCUGCUGGGAGAAAGAAGGGAUUGAUGAAGAGAAGAGUACAUUUUUGCGAAAGACCAAGUCACAGAUUUUCAGUAACAGUUCUGCUUGUAAAUUGAAAUUAGGAGAUUCAAAGGGCGCAUUGUUGGACACAGAAUUUUCUGUACGCGAGUGUGAGAACAAUGCCAAAGCUUUGUUCCGCCAAGGUCAGGCACACAUGGCACUUAACGACAUUGAUUCUGCUGUUGACAGUUUCAAAAAAGCUUUGGACUUGGAGCCAAAUGAUGGUGGAAUAAGAAGGGAGCUUUCUGCCGCUUCGAAGAAGAUUGCUGAUAGACACGAGAGGGAGAAGAAGAGUUAUUCCAGGAUGUUCCAGUAGCAUAAUAUGAUCUGGUUGAAGUGGGAGAGCUAAGGAAAACCCUAAAUCCCGCCAGGCCAUGGCUACUGUACAAAAUUCAUGGGAGGGAACCAUUUCUCAUUGCUGGAGAAUCUCAUGCCCUUUUUUGUCUUUAGCAGUGAGAGAUGUAUGUUCAUUGAGUGAAAAAUUAAAGCCCUGUCCAGUCACUCAAAAGUACUGUCUGACCUUAUUGUGGGUAUAAAUGGAACAGAAUUCCACUUCUCCAUUA
Molecule: messenger RNA, 1491 nt
Organism: Malania oleifera
Lineage: Eukaryota; Viridiplantae; Streptophyta; Magnoliopsida; Santalales; Ximeniaceae
Product: peptidyl-prolyl cis-trans isomerase CYP40
Exons: 9
Coding region: 159-1244 (361 amino acids)
Biological process (GO): protein folding; protein peptidyl-prolyl isomerization
Molecular function (GO): peptidyl-prolyl cis-trans isomerase activity; protein binding
Source: RefSeq, a predicted model, not a curated record